AUUGCCGAGAGUUUCAAGCGUUGUGGUACUCGAAUUCGAAAUCGCAAGACGCGCGGCUGUUGCGUUCAAAUCGUUGUGUUCGUUCGAAAAUGCUUUUGUGGCAAGAAGUGCUAGAAAUCGAGUCCCGCAGUCGGUAGUCAAUCCAAAAAGUGACCGAGCGAGCCUGGUGCCAAAAAAGAUCCCAGUUCGUCGCGAGUUCCAGCAACAUCGUGAGAGAAACACAGGGUAGCAAACCGAGUAAUUGAAUCCCUGGAUAUCUGGACAUUGAAAGUCGCAUAAGUUGGUGUUGCCGUGAAAUGUUGCUGCUGCAACUGCCGCAGAUCCGUGUGGCACAGUGUCAGUGAUUGAGAAAUAUAAGCGCUGAGUUUUGAAGGUACUGCAGCAUGACGCCAAGCGGAUUACACACAAGGAUUAAAUAACAAAUGGCGAAUGUCAGCGGCAGCCAGCGAUUGAUGAUGGAAAAAUCGAACUGAAUGCAGCAAAUCGCAGAGCGCAGUAAACCCGAGUAAAAAGAUGAGAUUGAAAAUGCAAGCAGCUGCAGGAAAAAGCGAGAAAAACACGAAACCCCUGCCAGACCAAAUGGGAAACUUAUGAAAAGCACUGAAAAGCCGAACAAGAGCUAGGAAAAGCGCGAAACAGCGUCGCAAAAAAGGAAAAUUAAAGCAACAAUUACAGGGCAGAAUUGGGGGCCAAGAACCCUAGAGAGCACACAAAAAUAAUAACAAACGGUCUUCAGGAAAAGUCGCGACUCCAAAACAACGCCAAAGCAAAGGAUUCCCAUUGAAAAACCCGCGAAAAUGGAUACAUUUUCCGCUGCGGUUUUCCCCCGACAGCCGGUGGCUUUUCUCCUAGUCCUGACCACGGCACUUUUCCUGGUCCAGGGUGAACAGCACCCCGCCACUGCAGACGAAGGACCUCUAUCCGAGAUUCUGACUGCCGUGGGAUCCGAGGUGGCGCUGCCGUGCGAUCUGGUGCCCGGAACUGGGAUCGUCGACAAGGUGCAGCUGGUCAUCUGGUAUCGCCAGGGCAAUGUGAAGCCCAUCUACACCUUUGAUGCUCGAGGUCGUCCGUUGAAUCAGGGCAUUCCUUGGGCGGAUGAAAGCGUGUUCAACAAGAAGGCCCACUUCCACCACGACACAGAUCCUCCUGCCCUGCGGAUCAAGAACAUCCAAACCGCCGAUGCCGGACUCUACAAGUGCCGCGUGGACUUUCACAAGUCACCCACUCGCAACUGGCGCAUUAAUGUCACAGUGCUAGUGCCGCCCACUCAACUGACCAUCCUGGACCACCGUGGUGCCGAGAUUAGGGACCAGACGGCAGGACCCUACCUGGAGGGCGACAGCAUCGACCUCACCUGCCUGUCCAGCGGCGGCGUUCCUCCGCCGCGGGUCUCCUGGUGGCGGGAGCACGCCCUGAUCGACGACUCCUUUCAGGUGCUGCCCGACGGCUCCGUGCGCAAUGUCCUGCGCCUCAAGAACAUCCAACGGAAGGAUCUCCUAACGAUGUACACCUGCCAGGCGAGCAAUGGCCAUGUGGUUCCAGCGCUGACCAAGAAGGUUAUCCUCGACAUGAAUCUUCCCCCCUUAAGUUUGCUUCUGCAAGGUCUAAACCACGCCGUGAUUGCUGGCACCCGAUCCCACGUUACCUGCACGGCGAUUGGAGCUCGUCCUCCGCCGGAAAUAAUCUGGUCAAAGGCGGGCCAGAUUGUGCGUGGAGCCACCUCCUCGACGUCCUCCGAUGGGAACACAACCAUAUCGGAACUGAUGCUGAUUCCCGUUCCCGAGGAUAAUGAACGCCAGGUGGUCUGCUCCAUUUCGCUGAAUGCGGGGAUUACCUCCCAGCAGCUGCAUGAGGGCCACACCACGGUGAUGACCACACUGGGCAAUGGACACACUGGACUCUAUCUGAAGGAUUCCCGGGUGCUCAAUGUGACACAUGCACCCAUUGUCAACCUGAAUCUGGGCGCCCCGCUCGAUCCGGAUAAUCUGCUCAAGGGCACCGAUGUCUACUUGGAGUGCGAUGUGAAGGCGAAUCCCGCGAUUACACGUGUGGAGUGGUACCACAGUGACAAGCAACUGCACUCCUCGCGCGGCAUCAUCAUUUCCAACCAGACCCUCGUCCUCCAGGGCAUCUCCAAGUCCUCGCACGGCCAGUACUUUUGCAGGGCCACCAAUUUGCAGGGCAGCGUGUCCAGCAACGAGGUCUACUUGGAUGUGAAAUAUCCCCCCGUUUGCAAGUCGGAGUCGACGAUUAUACGUGCUGCGCUCAAGCAGACAAUCAACAUCACCUGCGAGGUGGACGCGAAUCCAGUCGAUAAUCUAAAUUACAAGUGGCACUUCAACAACUCGCUGGAGAACCUCAUCGAGCUGCCCCAACUGGGCCAACUGGGUGCUCCGGUGAUGCUGGCCUCCGGAUCGGACCUGAACGGAUAUUAUCAGCGUAGCAAGCGGAAGCACUCGCACGGAAUGCAGCAACGCCUACUCCACGGCAGACAUGGACGCAUGGCGGCGGUGCGGUUCGAGGAUGAGGACGAGGACGGCGGCUAUGGCGAGUUCGAGGAGUAUGGCGAGGAGCUCGGCCAGCCCUUCACCCAGAUGGUCUACUCCAACAUGGUGCACAAGAACCACGUGGAGAGCAGCAAGCAGCAGCAGCGGAAGCAGCUGUCCCCCCAGCAACAGCAGCAGCAGCUGCAGCAUCAGCAGAUGCCAUCCGGCAGCUCGUCCGGAGACAGCCAUUCCCCCUCCGGCGGCGUCCUUCAGCUGGCGGAGCGCAAGCGACUGGUGGCCCUGCACAAGCAGCACCAUCGUGGCGGCGUGGCCACGCCCCCGACCACCACCGCUGCGCCCCCGCUGAACAACGUGUACAGCUACCACGUGGAGAGCUACGAGAGCUUCGGCGCCAUUUCCUGCGUGGCCAGCAGUCCGAUGGGCCACAGUGCGCCCUGUUGGUAUCACAUCCAGCCGGCAGAUCUUCCCGAGCCCGUGAAGAACUGCACGGCCUUUAAUGCCACAGCCAACUCACUGCAGAUCCAGUGCAUUCCCGGCUACGAUGGGGGCAUUCCACAGCACUUUCACGCCCAGAUUUACGACGAACUGACCAAGCAGAUCCUGUACAAUGCCUCGUACAAGUACUCGGAGUUCACGGUGAAGCGUCUGCCCAGCGACUCCGCGUUCGUCAUCCGGAUAACGGCGGUGAAUGCCCAGGGAGCCAGCAAGGCUGCAUGUCGUCUGCGAGGACGCACACUCUCGGCUCCACUGCUGCGGACAGCCUCAUCGACGGCGGUGCUGGUGCAACUGACACCCCUGCUGGGCGCCCUGGUCGGCGUGGUGGCCACACUCAUUCUGGUGGCCAUUUGCGUGGUGAUCGUCAUCAAAUUCCGGAGCAAGCGGGGCGGCAGGCGGCAUGGCACGGGCACGGAUGCCACCACCACGGAGGCGGACAAGGGCAGUGCGGAGCCGCUGUCCCGCAACAUGGGCAGCCACUCCAGCCUGGAGGACAAAAAUCCGGACGUGGUGCCCCAGGAGGCCAACAGCGAGGACGAAUUCCAUCAGGAGGAGAAGGCCUUCGACCGAUUGAAUAUGGAAUCUCAGCGGAUUUUGUACACCCCGCCGACGCGGAUUAACACCGCCUCCCCGCCCCCGCCCUCGCUGUCGCCCACCUUUGGCAAGCAGUACGGUGAACUCUCGCUAACCACGAAUCCUGCCUUCAGCCUGUACAACACGCCCCAGCGCGCUCCUGCCGUUCAGCGACCCGUUUACACCGCCCCGCCGCCCCUGCUGUCCACGAGGACGCCCCCGAACAUCUACACCCGCAUCCCGGGCCGCGGGAGCGGUGGGGGCGGAGCAACGGUCACGGCGGCCGGAGUCGGCGGCGGCUAUCACCUGCCGGCGUACGAGACCCGCACCUCGCCCACCUCCCCGUACGGAUCCACCACCACCUGCACGAUGCCCCUGCUGGCCGGCCAGUCCAAUGGUUCGUUGCAGAGCGGCGGAGUGGGCGGACUGGGUGGCCUGGUGGGCGGUGGGGGGUGCAACACGCUGCCCCACCCCGGCAGCCUGCAUGUGGGCGGCAUUUCGGCGGCGCUGACCAGCUCGGUGACCAGCGGCAACAUCACCAUCGGAGCAGCACAGUCGCUGCUAACGUCGCCGCGCUCCCAGACGGCCACCUACAGCACCACCCUGGGCGGGGGGGUGCAGUCGCCACUGCUGAUGGGCGGCGUCGGUGGCGGCGGCGGGGGGAACUACGAGACGGUGAGCUCCUGAGAGUUAGCCAAAGAGGACAUCAAGUGUCAGAUCGUGUGCAUUGGGGGGAGCAGUACGUGCACCACCAGCACCUUGGGCGCCGAGCGCACCACCAUCGUCUAAGGAGUCAGAGGAGCGGAGAAGCGGAGGUAAAUGAAUCCCAAAAUCUGUAUUAUAGUAGUUAAGCUGCAUUGAAAACUCGACAAGACUUCCACACAAAUGGAGCAGCAGGAGCAGAUGGAAAUAAGGUUUAAGAAAUCAUAGUUAUACAUAGAUGUAGCAUAUGUAGCACUGCUUUCGAACCCGACUAAAGUGGAGCAAGUGGAGGCCACAAGGAGAAGCAUUUAUUUGAUUUACUACUGUGUACUGUACAACUCAAUUCUGUCUUUGUGCGCAAACAACAUUAUAACAUAAUAAUAACAACUAACGAGUGGAAUGGAAUACUUCAGUGAACACAAUGAGCUAUGCUUGUGAAAUUAUAGAGAAGCUAGUUUAAACUUCAAACUAAGAGAUUUAUGGAAUCGCAACUAGUUAAGCUAUAGAUGUGUAUAUAUGUAACUUAAAUUAGGAUCAGGUCAGCUAAUACUUAAACUAGUUUACGACUUAGCCACUUAAUGUAGCCUAAACUAAAUUGAACUUAGUUAGUCACAUUGCGAAUCUACGAAAAGACUAUCCCCCUGAUCAUAUAUACAUAUAUAUGAUAAAAAACAGAAUUUAAUGGCAUAUCUCUAUAUCGACAUAAUACAUAUAGCACAAAACCGCAGCAGCAGCCCACAAGGAAUCUGAAAUAGGCGAAAACUAUAUAAACAAAGGGUAUAUCGAUGCGAUACUACAAUACGAUAUGGUGUGAAAUGAAAUGGAUUAUGUAGUACUUGUAUAUGGGCAUCGAAUCAUAUUUUGUUAAGUGUGGUAUGAAAUUUUAUAAACAUCUGUUGUCGAGAACUUUAUCAAAUCUAUAUAGUACGAAUAUAUAAAUGAUCUGUAUGUAUCCAUGAUUAAACUGCGCGCAAAACAAGUUAAAAACAAAAGUUCAAUGUGUCUCCGCCAACAACCACCUGCCCAAUGAAAAGCCCUUUUCCAAUUUUCCAAUUCAAAGUAGUCGCUCUAAGGUCAAACUCAAAGUUUUCCCAUUUACUGAUUCUUUCCACGAUCGCGAUCAAGAUCACACCCCUCCCACCACAAGAAAAACCAACAUCGAAAGUGCUUCUUCAAUGACAAAAUCAAAUUGAAUUGUGAAUUGUGACUCGAAUUAUAAAUUGGACAAACGAAUACUUAAGAAAGAAAUUUAAUUUAGCAGCUAAGAACUUUCGACUCUACACACACACACAUAUAAAGUUAGGCAAUAUAUAUAUUUUCUUAAUUAACCCUUGUUUUAUAAGCGAAUUAAGUAUUUAUUUUCCGAACGAGCAUCAUUCUGUUUCAUUUAGUUCCCUUCAAUGUAAAGCAAAUGAACACUUAAUAUUGCAAAUGACGAAAAACAAGUGAAAAUAAGUGAACAAAAAUAAAGAACAAAAUGUGUAUUAAAA
This is a messenger RNA of Drosophila yakuba, 5767 nucleotides long. RefSeq lists its product as uncharacterized. Gene Ontology annotation, molecular function: protein binding. The transcript has 14 exons. The coding region runs from base 798 to 4262 and encodes 1154 amino acids. The record is from RefSeq and is a predicted model, not a curated record. NCBI's taxonomy places the organism in Eukaryota, Metazoa, Arthropoda, Insecta, Diptera, Drosophilidae.